Messenger RNA from Alosa sapidissima (American shad), 2198 nucleotides. RefSeq lists its product as uncharacterized. The coding region runs from base 108 to 2198 and encodes 696 amino acids. The transcript has 2 exons. NCBI's taxonomy places the organism in Eukaryota, Metazoa, Chordata, Actinopteri, Clupeiformes, Clupeidae. The record is from RefSeq and is a predicted model, not a curated record.
UCGAAAUUUUAAAAUGUCUUAAAGGUUUUAAAACAGGAAAGUGCCCGGGAGAGGAUGGACUCCCCGUGGAAUUUUAUGUUACCUUUUAUGACAUUUUAGCCAAUGACAUGUUGACUGUUUUUAAAGAAUUUGACGAACUCGACCGACUUCCUGACAGCUUUAGGAUAGGGAUAGUUUCAUUACUUCACAAAAAAGGUGACAGGACUGACUUAAAGAAUUGGAGACCAAUCACACUUUUAAAUUUUGAUUGUAAACUUUUUAGCAGACUUUUAGCACUACGUAUGUCAACUGUUUUAGAGGACGUGAUCCACCCGGAUCAAGUCUGUGCCGUACCUGGAAGGAGGAUCACGGACAGCCUAGUGCUGGUCCGGGACGCCAUCUGUUUUGCGAGAGACAGACAUAUUAGGCUUCUAGUACUAAAUUUAGACUUUGAGAAAGCUUUUGAUCGGGUCUCGCACCAGUACCUUUUAAAGGUACUGCAAAAAAUGGGGUUUCCAGGGAGGUUUUUAAAGUGGGUGGGUUUGCUGUAUACAGAAAUAUACAGCAGAAUUCGCGUAAAUGGGCACCUUACAAAUGCGCUUAGUGUGCGCUCUGGCGUCCGCCAGGGGUGUCCGUUAUCCCCACUCCUGUUCGUUGCAUGCAUCGAGCCGCUGGCACAGAUAUUGAGAAGGGACAAAUGGAUCAAAGGACUUGACUUGCCAGGUGGACUGACCGCGACAUGCACUCUCUACAUGGACGACGUGACCCUUUUAUUAAACGACGUUUUAUCGGCCCAAAGAGCACUCGACUUGACUGACUGGUACGGAAGGGCCUCGGGCGCCAAGCUCAACAGGAGCAAGUCCGAGGCCCAGCUCUUUGGGCCGUGGGGUGACGUAAGACCAAAUCUGGCAGUAAAUUUUAAACAGACGGACAUAAGGAUUUUAGGCAUUAAAUUUGACAAUGAGGGUGGUGGACGGGGCAACUGGACUGACGUGUUAGGGAAAGUCAGACAACGACUGGGGUUCUGGGGACUGAGACAGAUGACAUUUGAAGGUAAGGUUUUAAUUUUUAAAGCUGUCAUCUUACCCCUGCUUUUAUUGCUGUGUUCUGUCUUUAGUCCCCCCAGGAGCUUUCUUUUAGGUGUGGAGAGAGCGGUGUUUUAUUUCAUGUGGGGGUCCAAGUGGGAAAGACUCAGAAGGGAGGUCCUGAAAAAAAGACACGAAAAUGGAGGAAAGGGCCUCCCGGACCCCCACCUGUUUUUAGGAGCCCAUUUCACCGCCCUCCACAUCAAGUAUGCGACGACCCCAUCCGGAGACAGUAAGACAGCGACCCUAGCCCGCUUCUGGAUGGGGUCGUACCUGAGAAAGCUGAAAGUUUUAAAAACAGAUCUUAAACGUCCAGUUGCUUUUAACCUGCCCCCACAAUAUGUUUUUAUCAAAAAGUUUUUAAUGAGAUUGGACUUAGAGGGGCAGGAUGUCACUAUUUUAACUAAUGCAAAAACUCUUGUCUCUCUUGUGCAGGACCGGGAAGCAGUGAGCCCCGUUCCCGGCCUCACACUCAGUGAGGCCAAGCAGGCUUGGAGGAACGCUGCCCACCCCGCCCUCCAGAACAAGCUGAAGGACCUGGCGUGGAUGGCGCUCCAUGAGGUCCUCCCGGUCAGAGCCGUGAUGCACUCCCGGGGCAUGGCCAGAACCAACACCUGCCCGCGGCCAGGAUGCGGCCAACCUGAGACCGUGCGGCACCUGCUCUGGGAGUGCGGCGUGGCGAGGGACCUGUGGGCCGAUACCGGCCCCCUGCAAUGCCCGAGCCUGCCAGCAGGGGAGGUCCCCCCAAGCUACCAGCUUGUGGUCAGCGGGGUGGGCCAGGGCGCCACCACCAUCCCAGCCGCCGACUUCGCCGCGCUCUGGCUCACCCUAAACAGCUUUAAAGCCGCACUGUGGACCUCCCGCAACCUGCUGGUGGGGAAGCGCGUGACGGUACCCCUGCCAGCGUUACGGCGGCUGGCGACAUCUACGCGGCAGGAGGCGCCGCGCGUCGCCAUUCGGAGGAGGGGGCCGGGGGCUCAAGCAGAAGGUUCCCGCCCCCCAUGGCUGCUGGCUCCCGCCGACGCACCCCCACUACCAUCACGGGACGGAGCAGCGGGCGGAGGGGAGGACCUCCACUGGGCGCAUCCGCGCUUGCCUCGCUCUUCUGGAGAGCGGGGUGGAGCCUCUUGGUAG